Molecule: messenger RNA, 1635 nt
Organism: Talaromyces stipitatus ATCC 10500
Lineage: Eukaryota; Fungi; Ascomycota; Eurotiomycetes; Eurotiales; Trichocomaceae
Product: cytochrome P450, putative
Exons: 5
Coding region: 1-1635 (544 amino acids)
Molecular function (GO): heme binding; oxidoreductase activity, acting on paired donors, with incorporation or reduction of molecular oxygen; monooxygenase activity
Source: RefSeq, a predicted model, not a curated record
AUGCUAAUUUCAAGGCCUUGGAUGGUUGCUCUGAGCUUCAUCGUAAUCGCGGUGUUGCUCUGGCGGCUUAGCAGGAUUGGCCGACGACCUAGUAGCUAUCCUCCAGGGCCGCCAACUUUACCUUUGAUUGGGAAUUUGCACCAAAUACCCAGUGUCAAUCCCCACUUACAAUUUCAAAAAUGGGCAGAGACUUAUGGUCCAGUAUAUACGCUGAUGCUUGGGACAAAGGUGGCUGUUGUUCUCUCAUCCGAUUCAGCUGUCAAAGACCUAUUGGAUAAGCGAAGCGCGAUCUAUUCGGGGAGACCAGAAAUGUACAUGGCCCAAAACAUAAUGAGCGGUGGCCUUCGAUCACUAUUCAUGGGUAACACUCCUCGCUGGCGUGCCGUUCGGAAACUCGCCCAUGGCGUUCUGAACAUUUCUGUAUCUCGAAGCUAUGUCCCAUAUCAAGACCUCGAGUCCAAGGCUUUGUUAACGGGUUUACUUGAAAAUCCUAACGAUUUCUUUAACCAUAUUCGUCGAUACACGACUUCCUUGACGACCCAAAUGACUUUCGGUUAUCGAACUCCAACAAGUGAUGACCCAAAUCUGCUGGAAAUAAAUACCCCUAUUUACUACUCUUUCCUGAAUACUUUCAUUGCGCAGACCGCCGUCCUGCUUGAUUUUUACCCUAUUUUGAGGCGAUUACCGGAGAUAUUUUUUCCUGUAAUUAAACGGGGGAGAGCAUAUCAUGAACGGGAAAAACGUCUGUUUAUGAAACACCUCAUGAAUGCUCGGCGUCAGCUUCGUAGCGGGACUGCUAAGCCUUGCUGUUGCAUAGACCUACUUCAGGCACAAAAGGAGGAAGGGUUCUCAGAUGAAGUUGCUUGCUAUCUCAGUGGAUCGCUGCUCCAGGCUGGCUCAGAGACCACCGCGGCCAUCCUUAUUGGCUUCUUUCAGGCCAUGCUAGUUUUCCCCGAAGUAGCCAAGGCAGCCCAAACUGAAGUUGACCGUGUCUGCGGUGAUCGUAUUCCAGAUUUGAAUGAUUUCCCAGAUAUGCCUUAUAUUCGCGCUUGUAUGAAAGAAAGCCUUCGUUGGAUGCCGGCCACUGCUUUGGGUGUGCCACAUGCAGUGGCAGAAGACGAUACGUACUUGGGGUAUCAUAUUCCAAAGGGCGCAGGCGUAUUACUCAACGUUUGGGGUAUUCAGAACGAUCCUCAUCGACACCCAGAUCCUCGAAAGUAUGAUCCCGGACGUUGGGCCCAGGAUAAUCAAAACUCUGCUCAAGCAGCCGUCAACCCAGAUGCGACCAAGCGUGAUCACUUUGUAUUUGGCGCUGGAAGACGGCUUUGUCAAGGUAUCCAUAUAGCAGAUAGAUCCCUCUUCUUGGCCAUGGCACGCACGCUAUGGGCAUUUGAUCUCAUGCGGGCCAUUGAUCCUAAGAGCGGGAAAGAAAUCAUCCCUAACGUGGACAAUAUUCAAGAGGGUAUGUUCAUUUGCCCGGCCCCUUUUGCAGCCAAUAUCAAGCCCAGAAAUCAGGAGCGAGCAAUGGCAGUUAAAAACGCGUGGGAAAGCAUGAAAGGUUUACUUGACGACGAAAUGCAAUGGAAGAAAGUGCCUGAAGGUCUCAAGUGGAGAGACUACGAGCCCGAGGAUUAG